ACUAAAUGUAAAUGUAACCCGGAUAAAUUUAACUGGACAGCUGUUCAAUCAAUUAUGACGGGAAUAUAUCUAGUCUAAUAAUAACAUUUUGACAACAUUUCUUCACGCCUUGUUCCUGCUCGGAACAGAUUCAAAAAAGUAUCACAUUCUUUUAGUGCCAAUUAUACACCAAUUUAACAUCUAUUUUGCUUAGAAAUUUCUUGCAUCACCAGUGUGAUCGGAAGAAGACAGCACAGUAGGUGGUGUGUGUGGUCUCAAUGAAACUGCGAACAUUUUAAUUAUGUAAAUUGCUUUCGGAAAACGCUACUGUUUUGAUAAUAAUAAUAAGUGUACCGCCGGAUUGAAUUAAAUUUUAGGAGAACACGGAAAUAUAUUGUGAACUGCCAAUGACUUCAAUUAAAAUAGUGAUCGACGAAGAACAACCUGGCGAUGUUGAGAAUCAAUUACCUCAACGAACUAAACGAAGGGAAAAGGUCAACAAAUUAUUUGGAGAAUAUUGUGCUAACAGCAGCAUCCACGGUGUAAAAUAUCUCGGUGAGAAGAAACGCCAUUGGAUAGAGCGAUGUUGGUGGAUUAUCGGUUUUGCCAUAUCGUUCAUCUGUUGCGGCGGUUUAAUUUACAAAAUUUUUAACAAAUGGAAUGUCAGUUCAGUAAUUGUUAGCUUUGCCGAGGAACCGACACCAGUGUGGCACAUACCCUUUCCAGCUGUAACAAUUUGUCCAACAACCAAAAUUAACGCUACAAUGUUCAAUAUAAUCGACGGCUUUGGAGAGGUCAUUCUUCAAAAAAGACGUCCGGUCAAUUUUUCAGAUGAAGAGUACACCGUCUUAAAUGCAGUCAGUCAAGUUUGCGAUGCAUAUAUUGGCGAAGCGUUUGGACAGUUAGGAUUGGGCGAUAACAUUGCAGAUAGUUCCAUCGUGGAUUUAUUGAAAGAGGCAGCCCCGAGAUUGAACGAAACGCUUUACGAUUCCUUUUUUCUCAAUAAUAAAAACUAUUCAUGUGAAUUUGAAGAGAUACUGACUGAGGAGGGUCUUUGCUUCACAUUCAACAUGUUAACUGGAAAUGAGACCUAUACGGAGAGCAUAAGUCCGGAUUAUUCACAAAUUCACCAUAAAAAGAGAGCCAACUGGAAUUUAGAAAGUGGUUACAACAACAACGUUGAAAUUUAUUCACCGACGACGUAUCCAUACAGAGUGGCCGGAUCCGGUGCUGAUGGAGAUAAACUUCGUCUUUGGCUUGAACUAACUGCUUCAAGCAGGGAAAAUUGGUGUCAUGGUCCUGCUCAUGGAUAUAAAAUAGUUUUGCAUGUUCCUGGCGAAAUUCCCCAAGUUGCAAAACAUUUCUUUCUCAUUCCACCGUUGCAAGACGUUUCAGUGUCGGUCAAAGUUAAUAUCAUCAAAACAUCGGAAGGAUUAAGGCAUUAUCACCAUGAAAGACGCAAAUGUUAUUUCGAAUCAGAACGAAAAUUGCGAUUUUUGAAGGUGUACACGCAACGAAAUUGCGAGUUGGAAUGCCUAUCGAAUGCUACGCUUCAAUCAUGCGGCUGUGUCAAGUUUUCACUACCUAGAGAUGCAGCUGCACCAAUUUGUGGAUCUGACCGCAUUCAGUGUUACCACUUUGUUCGCGAUACUCUAAUGAAAUCCAGUAUAACAGAGACUAGUAUGAGUAGACCAUGUAACUGCUUGCCGGCUUGCUAUUCGAUCACAUAUGAUGCUCAAAUAUCACAAACUCCUUUCGACUGGAACAGUUAUUCAAAAUCGUUAAAGAUGCCCAAGAACGAAUCGUCUGAAUACUUACCGACCCUAUUCGAAAUCUCUUUCAAAGAAAAUGAAUUUAUCACUUUGAUGCGAUCGGAAUUGUAUGGUCCCAUUGACUUUGCCGCCAGCUGCGGUGGAUUACUGGGACUGUUUAUGGGAGCUUCAUUUUUGAGUAUCGUUGAAUUGGUUUACUUUUGUUCACUACGAUUGUGCUGUAACAUUCGCACAAGGGUAAUUCAGAAGCAAGAGGUAGCUCCAGUCAUCUUUUCAACAUCAAGAAAAGAUAAGAGUCGCUAGUUCGUACAUAGGAAGCUAAAGACCAAAAAUUCACCGUUUUCUAUUUAACGUGCUGUAAUAAAG
Molecule: messenger RNA, 2117 nt
Organism: Bradysia coprophila
Lineage: Eukaryota; Metazoa; Arthropoda; Insecta; Diptera; Sciaridae
Product: pickpocket protein 28-like
Biological process (GO): sodium ion transmembrane transport
Cellular component (GO): plasma membrane
Molecular function (GO): ligand-gated sodium channel activity
Source: RefSeq, a predicted model, not a curated record